AUGAAGUUGAAUCAAUUUUGUGUGCACAGAGUGGUUGAGGAGCUGUCCACGGCUUUGCAAACCAGGAAUGCCUUACUCGCCCAAUUUUUACCGUCCAUCGACUUUGACGAUUUUCCCGGGUGGUCCAGGGAAAAGGUGCUGAAACUCAUCAGCAAUGAGCAGGACGACGCAUCCACUAUACCUCUAGACGAAGGCGACAACAGGACCAGUUCGCCGGGAACCACGACAGUCUGGGGAGAGAUAGACGAAUUGGAUCACGAAUGGGAUGAAUCCAAGCGUGAACAGGAAUAUGCCUCGCCAGUUGGCGACGAUGUCAAUGGGCUUGCGGUUCAACAAGGAGCAGGAUCCUACCUCGGCGUAUCAUCCAUCGGCGCCGCGCUACGUGUGCUCUUUGUUGUCUGGCCUCCUGCACGGCAAAGCUACUUACAGCUCAGAGGCACCCUUCUUCGCAGCCAGCUUGAUCCUGCUCAGCGCCAACUGCAAAACUACACACGGCCGGAAACAAGUAAGGACAGGUCGGGUUCUUUCCUGCCAUCGGCAGAGCAGGCGGCUGUCGAUGCUUAUUUCGAACACUUUCACGCCAUGAUACCCAUGAUUGACGAAGUAUGGUUCAGGAGCUUAUUUCAGACCCAGUUCAGGACGGAUGACGCCUGGCUAGCACUUCUGAACAUGGUGCUAGCACUCGGCUCUAUCGCUGCCGGAGACGAUCAAACCCAUGUCAUCUACCACAGUCGAACCCAACAAGUCAUUGGAUACAACACAUUCAGCUCGGGAAAUUUAGAGGUGUUGCAAGCCCUCAUUCUCUUGGGAGGUCAGUACCUGCAUUAUAUCAACUCGCCAAACACUGCGUACCUGGUGAUGGGUACAGCAUUUCGAAUGGCCAUUGCAAUGGCCCUGCAUCGCGACACCGUUGGUGGUAUACAGCCACAGAAUCAUGCUCUCGAGAACUUACCAUCGUCGGCCACGAAUAUGGGCCGGUUGUCUCGCGCCGAGAUCAGAAGGAGAACCUGGUGGAGUCUUGUCUGCACUGAUACCUGGGCAGGUAUACUUCUUGGCCGUCCCACAGUCACGCGCUGGGAUCCUGUGACGAUGGAUAUAGCAUUACCCAACGACCUUCUAGUACACGCCGAUCAUGUGAGUCAGGGGGACAGAGAUUGGACUGGGACAUCACUCCGACUCAGCGCAGAAUUUGCCAAAAUCUCGUCCAGGAUUGAGUACAGAUUGUCCCAGUUCUCCCGCCUGAAUGGCCGAGAAGUCAUUGCGUUUGAGACUCAACUUCAGGCUUGGAACAAAUCUCGCCCUCCAACUUUCGUUCUGGGCACCGCAUGCCCGAGAAGCAUCAGAUACAGUCGUGUCAACAUGCACUAUCGGUUUCACAUUGCACGACUGGUCAUGUCUCGCCCUCACCUGUUGCGCUUAGCUGAGAACACUGCGUCAUCGGAGCCGUUAACGUUUGUCGCAGAGGACUGGCGUGCUGUGUCGAUCUGCAGAGACGCGGCUUCUGCCAUCAUCAACGAGGCCAGCAGGACUCAUAGUCAGAACCGGGUCUCUGUCUGGCAUUCUUCAUGGUAUCUUUUCCAAGCUUGUAUGGUCCCAUUAUUGUCAAUUGCUCUAGGCAGAAGGCUUCCAUCGGAUCAAGCUUUUGACGAAGAUAUGGUCAAUAGCUGGAAAGAGAGCCUGGAAAGGGCAAUACGCACAUUUCGAGCCAUGGCCCCAUAUACCAGAUCCACGGAUCGAUAUAUGGAUGUUGUUGAAUCACUGUACAAUGGCAUCGUUACGAACUACGAGCUGGAGCAGCAAGCUACGAUGUCGAACGGGUCUGCAUUCAACGACUUGCUAGUCAUGGCUGGGGCAGAUACAGGCUCGCUAAGCCCUUCAAACGUGCGCGAUUUUGACCUAUUUCCUAGUUGGUUUGACGACAACCUUGCAUUCGGAGAUGAGGGAAUGAAUUGGCAAUGGAGUUUCGACCAGUGGCUCCUAGAUAACCUCUCGUCACAACAGGGAGGAUGA
Messenger RNA from Capronia epimyces CBS 606.96, 2010 nucleotides. RefSeq lists its product as uncharacterized. Gene Ontology annotation, biological process: DNA-templated transcription; positive regulation of transcription from RNA polymerase II promoter by galactose. Gene Ontology annotation, molecular function: RNA polymerase II cis-regulatory region sequence-specific DNA binding; zinc ion binding; DNA-binding transcription factor activity, RNA polymerase II-specific. The transcript has a single exon. Gene Ontology annotation, cellular component: nucleus. Lineage: Eukaryota; Fungi; Ascomycota; Eurotiomycetes; Chaetothyriales; Herpotrichiellaceae. Bases 1 to 2010 code for a protein of 669 amino acids. The record is from RefSeq and is a predicted model, not a curated record.